Molecule: messenger RNA, 5555 nt
Organism: Diorhabda sublineata
Lineage: Eukaryota; Metazoa; Arthropoda; Insecta; Coleoptera; Chrysomelidae
Product: 3-ketodihydrosphingosine reductase
Exons: 2
Coding region: 110-1090 (326 amino acids)
Biological process (GO): sphingolipid biosynthetic process
Cellular component (GO): endoplasmic reticulum membrane
Molecular function (GO): 3-dehydrosphinganine reductase activity
Source: RefSeq, a predicted model, not a curated record
GACAUUGACAUCCAUGAAAUUGUCAUUGGUACUCAAUUUUAAAACUAAACUGAGGUUAUUUUGGAGUAAGCUUCAUUAGAGUUAUUAAUUUGUUCAUUUGUCCUUUAAAAUGCUGUUCAUAUGGUUGUGCAUUAUAUUUGUACCUUGUAUUCUAAUACCUGUAGUUGUAUACCUAAGGUCUUUACCAAAAAAAUCUGUAAAUGGGAAACAUGUAGUUGUGAUAGGAGGUUCUAGCGGAAUAGGGAAAAGUGUAGCCAUUGUAGCAGCGAAAGAAGGUGCUAAUGUGACAAUUAUAGCUAGAAAUGUAGAAAAACUGAAUUACGCUCAGAAAGAAAUUGAAUCUUAUAAGUGUUGUAAAGAACAAAUUAUCAGCAAAAUUUCAGUGGACAUUUGCGAUUAUGAAUCUUUAGAACAAAAUUUUAGCAAAAUAGAAACUAUAGUAGGACCUAUUUUCAUGAUGGUCAACUGUGCUGGAAUGGCUAUAUGUGGUGAAGUAGAAAAAUUCACUUUGGACGAAAUUAAACAACUGGUUGAUAUUAAUUUCCUAGGAAGCCUCUAUUCUGUAAAAGCUAUUGUACCAAAAUUCAAAAUGAGAAAAGAAGGAAUUAUAGUUCUUACGGGGUCCCAGGUAACUUUAAUGGGAAUGUAUGGGUAUUCUGUAUAUUCAAGUUGUAAAUUUGCCCUGAGGGGUCUAGCUGAAUCCCUUUAUAUGGAAGUGAAACCUUAUAAUAUAUCUGUCACAUUAGCUCUACCUCCUGAUACUGACACUCCAGGAUUUGCAAACGAAAAUAAGACUAAACCUACUGAAACUAAAUUGAUAUCAGAUACUGCAGGACUUGCAACUCCAGAAAAAGUGGCAAAGAAACUUGUUAAUGAUGCUUUGACAGGCAAAUUCUUUAGUUAUGUUGGAUUUGAAUCAUAUAUGGUAACUACCCUAUGUACUGGUAUGAGCCCUUUUUCCACAUUUCUUGAUGUAAUAAUGGAAGCUACUGUAUUAGGACUUUUGAGAAUAAUUAGUGCUUUCUACAUAAUAUCUUUUAAUAAUAUUGUGAAAAAAUGUCAUGAAAACAAAACAAAAAAAAUUAUGUAACUGAAAUUUGUAAAUUUAAGUUAUCCUGUAUUUUAUUAUAUUUAUUAUUGUUAUACAUUUAUACAUAUUUCUUGUAUUGUAUUUGACCAUAAUUUCAGUCCUUGACGAUGAAUACAUAAGUAUACGAAAGCUCGGAAAAUAUAUUAGUUAGUUAGUAUUAUAAGUUAGUCCACUUUGGUGUUUCCUGGCCAGAAUCAAUAUUUCAAGUAUUCAAUAUUUCUAUCAACGCCAAUUUCAAUAUUGAAUUUUGAAUUUUUGAAGUUUAAAAAUUUUUACAAGCAUUAACAAUAUCCAACAUCUUAAUUAAUUAUUAUAAGUAAAAUUUUAUUAUUGUUAUUACAUAUUUUUACAUAUAUAUAUAUAUAUAUAUAUAUAUAUAUAUAUAUACAUAUAUUGAUGGAAAAUGUUUCAUUUUGCAAUGUGGCCACCACUUUCAGCAUAAUUGUAGAUACUGGUCCCCUAACAAUCCUCGUUGGAUACGUGAAUCCCCACACCUAAUAUCCUGAAAAACUGAAUUUAUGGAUUGGAAUAGUAGGCGACAAAACAAUUGAUUUCUUUCUUUUUUUAUUGAGGGUAAUGUAAAUGGUCCUAUGUAUUGAUAUUUAUUGGAAAAUAAUAUUUUAUCUGAGUUGGCCCGGAUAUUACCAAAUUUAAGUGAGUAUUUUAGAUUACAUUUGAAAAAAACUUCAUUAUUAACAAUAUUCAGACGAUAACAAUAUCCCAAACGACAAUAUUUGGCUAUGCGUGUGUGGUGAGGCAAUACCUAGUAAUGUGUUUCCCAGAAGAUGGAUCACCAGACAUAAAACGUUUAGACUAUUUCCUGUGGGAUCACUUAAAAAACAUAGAGAAUAUUGCAUGAAAAAUAAUCAGUUUUCUUAAGGAUUUCUGAUUUUAGGUCUGUUCUUUUUUAUAAUUAGUUUUUUUUUUAAAUUUUUAAAAGAAAUAAAUUUUGAUGUUUCCACUUUUCUUUAAGUAUUUAUCAAAAUAUGAUAGUGACACUGAGAAUUUGCUUAUUUUUAUUGAUCUAUAGAUCAUCUUCAUCAUGAAUAUCAAAAUAAGGAUAAAAUCAACUUUGAACCUUGUUCUAAUAAGAAAAAUCAAUUUUUCCUUGGUCCCUACAUCUCAAAUAUAUAGCAGUAAUCCUUUAAAUUAUUUGUAGUUUUAUUAGAAUUUACAAAAUAGAGCUAUAAAUUUUACUUAAAUUAUUUAGAUCUUUUUUAGCAUUUAUAGCUUUUUCGUUCUUAUGAAUGUGAACCAUUGAACAAUUGUGAAUUGAAGUUUUUCAUGAUAAGAAUUGAAUUUUUUACUUAUGUUUUCAAUUUGAUUCUUACAGAUUCGUACAGCAGUAAUGCAAUCAUCUACAUAUCGGAAAAAGAAUGGAAUAUUUAUAUCAAGUUUGCUUAGAACAGUUUCCUCAAGAUCUUCCAUUACCAAUUGUGCUACGAGCCCCGUCCCAUUUCAGUUGACCCACUUAGAAAAAUUCGAAAUUAUUAAACUUUAUUUUAAAAUGCCAAAAAGUAGCUGUUAGUAAAAUGUUUUAAAAUUUUAGUUUUACGUCUAAAAUAGGUUUUGGAUGAAUAUUGUCAAAUAUUUUGAAUGAUAUUUAAUAUGAUGGAAAUAGAUAAUAUUUUUUUAUGCAUAUACAAGGGUACAUUGUUUCGAAAAUUGUGUUCAAAGUUUCAUUAGGUCUAAAAUUCGCAAAUAAUAAAGUAGGCUGUGUAAGUCAUAUUUUCACAAAAUGUUUUUUUAAGUGACAGAUAGAUUUUUGAAAUAAUGUGAGUAUAAUUUUUAAAAUGGGUAGAGAGGAAAAGUUAUUGAUGAAAAAAUUCGAUUAAUCAUAAACUUAUUAAAAAAUGUGGAGAAGAACUCAGAAAAGUUGUAAACAUGUCAAAAUACAGUGUUCGAAAUAUAAUUCGCUUGUAUAAAGCAAAUGUUUCGAUUGUCCCUAAAUGCCGGUACGUAAGAAAAUCGAAAUUGUCAGACAAAGUUAAACGACCGUUAAAAAGAAUAAUUCAACAAAACAGACUUGCUAACUAUGGUCACCCCAAGUGUGGAAUUUUGAUCGCCAGUUAUACCAAGGUCAUAGAGAAAUUUUAGUGCCUCACGAAAAAAACUGAACACGACCGAGAAGCAUUCGCUGAUAAUUGUCCAGCUUAUAUAGAUAUUUGGUCUGUUUAAUGUAAUAUUAAAAAAGAUUAAAUAAGUUUUCCUUGUAGUAACGCGCAUACUUUGGAUCGGUUAAUUGUAUCAGUGUAGUAAGCUUCCACGUACAGCUCUUUACUAUGAACCAGACUGAGUGGAGUAAAUAUUAUUCAUAAUUUUUUUUUAGAAAAAUAGUUUAGACAUGUACCACUAUCAAAUACAGGACUCCUGCUACCAUAUGUGCAAAGUGUGCAAUUCAAACGGACGCCAAAACCCAGGGUAGAAAAAAAUUUCAAAAAAAACUGCAGAAAAAAACAAAAAAUAAUUUUAAAAUAUAAGUUUAGAAAUUCGAUAGGAUUAGGUAUAAAUAUACAAGAAAUUUUAUUAGUUUAUCAUCCAGUUACUGUCUAUUCCUGUGUUGCGAGAACAAGCCAGGUGGUAGUUUCUUAAUUGUUCAUGUUCUGAUAUGAAUAAUGCCUGGAGUUAUAUAAAAGCGAUGCUUCACCAGAGAAGUUUUCAAGUUGGUUAAUUCACUGGUCCGUGCAACAAAUGAAUAAAAACAAGUAAUCCUAUUAGUUUUUACAUUUGAAGUUAUUUUUAUUUUAUCAAGUGUUGUAUAAUUAUUCGUUUAUUACUUUUUUUCUAAAAAUUAAAGUGCUGAAUACCUGCUGACUGCAAUUUCAACGGUUUGAUUUUUUAUAAAAUGGUAAGUCUUCCCUAGUUUAUAGGAUACUGGUUAUAUUUCAUUUUUUUACCCAAAUAUCUUUUUAUUAAUUGGAAUGUCAUGUAGGAGUUUAAAAAAGUAAUUGGUUUUUCAUCCAUAACUGGCUUACUUUUUAUGCUAUCGAUCUUUUUAAAAAACCAUUUCGUACGGUUUUUUAGGGCUCUAAGAUCAAAUCAGUUUAAUAUAGGAAUUAGGGGAAAAUAGCUGAAUCUUCUUGUAAAACAAUUAAGAUUCCACGUAGACUAUCGAUGCGACAGAAUUUCAAGAUUCUAAUUCCGUAAUAUCAACACCACCAAGUGAUCUAGAUAAAAAUGAUAUUAAACACUUAUAGACAGAAAAUUCGAAAACCUAAAUCCCCAUAUGCGUUCAGAGAGGUCUAAUCAAACUAAUAGGCAAAACUAAUAUAUGGGUAUUUAGCAAUUUAGACUCUGAUGAUGGUGAGCUUUAUGACAAUGCAAUUAAACUUUUACAGGAAAAUUAAAAGCAUGCAAUUUAUAAACCUCUACUCAAAAAAAAUUAUUCGCAAUAAUAAUAGCUUACUAUUUAUCGAAAAGAAGACAUAGUAAUUCGAAAUGCAGCAAAAGAGGGGAAUUAGAUUUCCACCCAUAAAAAUAAUUACAUUAUGUUUUCAUCCUACGGUAGUAGGAGUUACGAGCUGAGAAUUUGCUAAAUAUGUAAAAUAUAAUAUAUCAUACUUAGAAUUGUACACUUGUCUUUGUGUUAACUGUUAAAGAUCUUAUUUUCAGUUUUUAUCUGUCCGAUUGUUAAAUAUUUAUCUACAAAAUGCUUGGUAUUUUAAGGUUCUUCUAAAUUACUUUUCGAACAUGAUAAUGGAAAUUUUCUAACAUCUGUUGAGAUGACUGCUUCUUUUGAUUCAGUAAUGAAUCAGCACGUUAGCCGACUGUGUAACUCCCAAAAAAAUCUGUUAGAAUGACACACUUAGUCUGGUUCAUUAUAAAGAACUGUGCAUAAGUACUCACUGCCCUGGUACAAUUAGCCGCCCCAAAGCAUCCAUUAUACAGAGUGAGUUUAAUGUAUGGAACGCCUCAAUUAUCUCAGAAAAGGCUAGUAUGAUUUUUAUAAAUUUUUGUGCGCUCAGAUCUUUUGAUACAGCCGGUAUUAUGGUGGUAUCUAUAUUGUUGUAAAAUAUUUCAUUUUUCUGGAAAAAUAAUGAAUGGAUCACCCCAUAUAUUUAGUGUUUUUAGAAAUCCUUAAGAAAUACUGAUUAUUUUUUAGGCAAUAUUUAGGAGUUAUAGCUACAUUUACAAUAUCUCCAUCAAAGUUACAAUAAAUAUUGUACAUUUAGAUGGCUACGAUUGAAUAAACUCGUUUAAUUUGAAUAUUCUUUAAUAAUUCAUGUGCUGACACAAAUCUCCCAACAAGGUCUAAUGUCAGUAAGUUAGUAAAAAGUUUAAUGAAACUGGUGCAGUAAAAUAUUUAUCCAAAUCAUGGCGCAAGUUAUGUUAAUGAACAUCCCUUAUUAAUCUUUAUUGCAUAACGCCGACGAGGCAUUUUGUAAAACAUAUAAAUAUUGUAAACUUAUAAUAGUAUCAGAUUCUGUUUUGUCAAUGUAUUGAAUAAAAGUUUCUCAACGUGUAA